AUGUCUUCCACUAAUACCAAAAAUUCGAAAAGGAAAUUAGGACGUGAUAUAAAAAAGAAGAACGCACCGAAGGAUGAAUUUGGCGAUCCUAUUGAUAUGAAACCUGUGAAACCAAGUCAAGUCGAUGAGUACGAAUAUGAUUCUUCUGAUGAAGAGGAUCUUCGAAAUACUAUCGGAAAUAUUCCCAUUCAAUGGUACGACGAUGAAGAUCAUAUUGGUUACGACAAAUUUGGAGAAAAAAUUAAGAAACCUGAGAAAAAGGGUGAAAUCGAAACGUUUUUGGAAAAAAUGGAGGAUCCGGAUUACUGGAGAAAGGUUUUCGAUAGGCAGACAGGCACAGAUAUUAAAUUGACCGAUGAGCAAAUUGAAAAACUUGAAAAUCUUGCGUCAGGAAAAUAUCCAACUGUUGGAUAUAAUCCUUACGAACCGUUCUUAGAUAUAUAUUCAUCUCAAAAAGAGAUUCAUCCAAUCGAUAAUAGACCUGAACCAAAGGCAAGGUUCAUCCCGUCAAAGGAUGAAAUGCGUAUGGUUAGUAGGAUGGUGCACGCAAUUAAAAUGGGAUGGGCGAAAGGUCCAAAGAAGCCUAAAGAGGAAAAGAAGUUUUACGAUUUAUGGGCUUCCGAAGAUGCAAUGGAUAAUUUGACCCGCUCUCAGCUUUCUCGUAUGCGUGUGCAUAUGCCAGCACCUAAAAUGACUUUACCGACACAUGCUGAAUCUUACAAUCCACCAGAAGAAUAUCUAUUCGACGAGGAGGAGAAAAAGAAAUGGGAAGAAGCUGAGCCUGAGGAUAGAACAAUGAAUUUCGUACCUAAAAAGUUUGACGCGCUUCGGAAAGUUCCGCAAUACGAUAAAUUUAUUACGGAACGAUUUGAGCGAUGCCUGGAUUUGUAUUUGGCACCUAGACAAAGAAAAAUGCGGAUCCACGCAGAUCCAACAGACCUGUUGCCAGACUUACCUAAUCCAAAUGAUCUACGACCGUUUCCAACGACUCUUGCAUUUUAUAUGCGCGGUCAUAAGGGACAAGUUCGCGCGAUUUCUGUCGAGCCUGAAAAAGGUGAACUGUUGGCAAGUGGUGGAGAAGAUGGAACUGUCCGUAUUUGGGUAAUUGCCACUGGAAGAUGCAUCAAAUUGUUCGAUAUGGGUGGCGAGGUUACGUCGAUAGCGUUUUGCCCAGUUUCUGAACGGACUUUACUAGCCGUUGCUUAUGAAGGCAAGAAUGUAGCGAUUUUGAAUACUGGCUGUGGAGACAAACUUCACGUUUCACAGACAGAAUCGUUAAUUUCUGAGGUUCCCGUUGAAUCUCAAGAAGACGGAGCUGCAGUUCAUUGGAGAAAAGCCAAAGACCGCAUUAUUCUCAAAACUCCAAAUGAGAUUCGACAAGUAACGUGGCACGGGAAAGGAGAUUAUUUCGCGACAGUUUCUGUCGACGACAUUGCCAAAUCAGUUUAUGUUCAUCAAUUGAGCAAAUCAAAAAGUCAGUGUCCGUUUACUAAAAGAAAAGGGCACGUUCAAGCAGUUGCUUUCCAUCCAGUUCAGGCUCGUUUGUUCGUUGCCACAAAGAUUCAUGUGAGAGAAUAUGACUUAGCUAGAUGCGUUUUAAUCAAGAAAUUGAUUACCGGAAUCAAACACAUUGCGGCAAUGGUUCCAGAUUCCACCGGAGAGAACAUAUUCCUCGGUGGUUUGGAUCGUCGUUUCGCUUGGAUGGAUUUGCAAAUGGGCAACAAGCCGUGGAAAAAACUUAAACAUCAUCAUUCGGCAAUUCGUUCCGUAGCAUAUCAUAAAAAAUAUCCUCUCCUCGCUACCGUUUCCGACGAUGGUAGUGCAAUGAUCUACUACGCACGAAUUUACUCCGAUUACUCUCGUGAUAACGAACUGUAUCCUGUCAAAAGACUCAAAGGACAUGAAACCGUCGGUGAUUUGUCAAUGUUAAGCACGGUUUGGCAUCCAACACAGCCUUGGCUCAUUACCGCUGGAGCAGAUGGUAAAAUUGCGUUAUUUACAUAUUAG
Molecule: messenger RNA, 2007 nt
Organism: Caenorhabditis bovis
Lineage: Eukaryota; Metazoa; Nematoda; Chromadorea; Rhabditida; Rhabditidae
Source: the annotation of a GenBank genome assembly